GUUUUGUCGGAAAGCCAAGCACGCCAUCAACACAGUACCCAGGACACACCUACAGUGUUGUGAAAGCGAAAGUUGGUUUUGUCCGUCUCAUCAUUCCUGUCUGGCAUCGGCUUCGAUCUAGAAUCUAGAUCUAGUGAAUUCUAUCCAGUCCGGUGUCAAAAUAUGGCGGAUGAUCAGGAGCAGGCAAUUCCUGCUCAGACUGUGGAAGAGCCAUUGGAUUUGGUACGUCUCAGCUUGGAUGAAAGAAUUUAUGUUAAAAUGAGGACUGAUCGGGAGCUUCGUGGGCGUCUGCAUGCAUAUGAUCAACAUCUCAACAUGAUCCUGGGCGAUGUUGAAGAAACUGUGACUACUUCUGAAAUUGAUGAGGAAACAUAUGAGGAAAUUUUUAAGACCACCAAGAGAACAAUUCCCAUGUUGUUUGUUCGAGGUGAUGGCGUCAUACUUGUCUCUCCGCCAAUGAGGACUGCCACUUGAUCGAAGUCUCUGUAAUUUUAGAGAAAAAAACCCAACUUGUUUUGUUCUUUUUUUUAAACUUAUUUUUUUCCUCCAUUGUUUCACUUCUCAUUUGCUAAUUUGUUGACAAUGAUGUACAUGUGGUUUUCAUUUUCAUAACAUUGUAUCAAAAGUCAUUAGACUCAAAAGUCCAUCAGAAUAAAUAUGCUCCAAACUAUAA
Aplysia californica (California sea hare) is the source of this 673-nucleotide messenger RNA. RefSeq names its product U6 snRNA-associated Sm-like protein LSm3. Gene Ontology annotation, cellular component: Lsm1-7-Pat1 complex; P-body; precatalytic spliceosome. NCBI's taxonomy places the organism in Eukaryota, Metazoa, Mollusca, Gastropoda, Aplysiida, Aplysiidae. The transcript has 4 exons. The record is from RefSeq and is a predicted model, not a curated record. Gene Ontology annotation, biological process: mRNA splicing, via spliceosome; P-body assembly. Bases 163 to 474 code for a protein of 103 amino acids. Gene Ontology annotation, molecular function: RNA binding.